This is a messenger RNA of Pectinophora gossypiella (pink bollworm), 1199 nucleotides long. RefSeq lists its product as uncharacterized. Gene Ontology annotation, molecular function: acyltransferase activity, transferring groups other than amino-acyl groups. The transcript has 6 exons. NCBI's taxonomy places the organism in Eukaryota, Metazoa, Arthropoda, Insecta, Lepidoptera, Gelechiidae. The coding region runs from base 1 to 828 and encodes 275 amino acids. The record is from RefSeq and is a predicted model, not a curated record.
AUGGUUUUGCUCGGUUUGGCAAAAUUUGUAGUGCCGACUAUAGCACGGAGCUGUCGGUAUGCCGCGGUGAAAAGAUGUUACAGUGUGUUCGGUAUCCAAGAUCUGAUUACCCAGGACAAGUCGGACUUUCAAUUGGAGCAAGUGCGAGUAGACCAGCAAGAGUUGGCUGUAGACCUGCUGAAGCAACACUACUUGCCUGAACAUGUGUUGGUGCGAGCGAGACACAUGGACCUCACCGAUGACCGGGCCAUCGACGAGUAUCUCGUGUCGCUUUUAAAACAAGGUAACACCAUAUACGCGCGGGCGGAUGACGGCAGGGUAGCAGGGAUCUGCGUGGGGUUCGCCAGCAGCCCUGUGGACCCCAGGAACUUGAGGAACUACGCCUUCUAUCGACAAGACCCAAACACCAAAGACUUCUUGUACUUCACAGCCAAACUACAAGAAACUCCCAACCUCUGGGAGACAUUCAAGCAACAGAAGAUAUUUGAGAUAAAAAUGAUGACAGUAGUCCCUGAGUUCCGCAGACUGGGCCUGGCGACGACGCUGGUAGAAGCUCUGAAGACGCAGGCGCACGACCAGGGCUUCAGCGUUGUAAGGAUGGACUGCAUGAACCCUUAUGAUUAUAAAGUGGCAGAGCGUUGCAUGCUCCACUGCGUGGUAAGGUUCCCCCUCCACCGCCUGCGCGGCCCUACUGCGCCAUUUGUCAAGAGGUCUUCCAGACAUAACUGUUGCGUACGCGUCUAUGUAGCCGCGCGCCCGCAGCCCGACGCCCCCGACGUCAAGGAAGUUAGGGAAAAGUCUAGGGAAUUAGAGAAUCUCAUUGAAUAAAGUAAAAAAAAAAACGGAAGUCAUUUUUUCACUGCCCUUUUCAUCUAAGAGCGAUUCAUGAUGUAUGUAGCUAAGUAAGCUUGCUCCACUAAUCCACAACGAACUAAUUGGACAAAAAUAUUCCAAAUAUCUUUUCUCAGUUAUCUAACUUUAGCAUCAGAGGCACCCUGUGACUAUUAUACUCGUCCGUGACUUCAUAGGUACCUAUGAAUUUACAAACUGGUUACCUAUAUAAUCACGAUAAUCGUCUAAAUGAAUGGAAAUAUCGCCUAAGGGAUAGUGUAGUUUUUAUUAUUUAAGAAUUAUAAUAUGCAGACUUUUAUUAAGUAGAAUACCUACUUAGAUAUAUCCACGAACUACCUAAUGUGAAA